CACAAACAUGUAUUCCUGGUUCGUUCAGACAACACGGGAAUCGUCGCCGUAACCAACAAAGGUCGAUCACGGAGCAACACUACCAACAUCAUCCUCAAGCACAUCUUCGCGCUGCAAGCACAACACGAUAUUCGCAUUCGCACAGAGUAUGUACCCAGUCGAGAAAACAUCGCAGACGCACUUUCCCGUGGC
Messenger RNA from Suillus clintonianus, 192 nucleotides. RefSeq lists its product as uncharacterized. The transcript has a single exon. The annotation marks the transcript as partial. The record is from RefSeq and is a predicted model, not a curated record. Lineage: Eukaryota; Fungi; Basidiomycota; Agaricomycetes; Boletales; Suillaceae.